UUACUCUUUCUUUUCCUUUAUAUAUUCAUAUCUCUUCUCUCUCACAAAACCAACACUUUUCUCUCUCAAAUACUUGCAUUGGUAGUAAUAAUUAAUUGUUUGAUUGAUUAUGAGAGAAAACUACAGAACAAUGAAACAAGACACAGAAACAGAGUCAUUGUGUCUACCAAACAAUGUUACUGACAUUACUUGCAUGGAAAAUCAACCAACUGUUAUGAUUGAGAAAGUAACCAAAACGGUGCGUUUGAUAAGUUUUCUGAUACAAAACGGUGUAUCUAAGAGUAACAGAGUUAUGCAAGAUAUUCAACAAGUUAUGAAAAGAGGAAAAACCAUAGGAAAAACACUGAACAAUGUCAUGGUGAAACAUCAUGAAGCACUCACGUGUCGUCCACGUGAUGCAGAUAUGUAUUUUGUUUCACCAUUGGAGUAUCAGUUCAGCUGUAGCAGCAGUCCCCCACCGCGGCUUUCUCGUGCUGUGAGCAGCAGGAGGAAGCUUUUAUCUCCGGCGAAAGAGCAUGGUCGUCGGCGGGAAGUUAAAGUGUGUUGCGGGAAUGGAAAUGAAGGGAGGCGCGUGAAGAUGACGACGGUGGAGAUGGAGGAGAAGGAGUUUCAUGUGGACAAAGCGGCGGAGGAGUUUAUUGAUAGGUUUUACAGAGAACUGAGGUUACAGAAAUGGUUGGAUCAUCAACAUCAGUAUUGCUGACGUGUCGUGUUUGUGUUUGUUUGACUUUUGUUGCUAGUAAAUCAUGUGGUUAUGAAGGUUUCUAUUCUAUGUGUUAAUGUUGAUUUUGUGUAGUUGUAGACUUUUAGGUAUGUUAUUAUUGGUUUUCGUUUUGUAGUGAAAGUACUGUUAUUGUAUCAGCAACAACAGCUACCUUUUUUAACUUAGUUGACCUUUCCUUUAUAAGUUCAAAUGAUUACUCUUUUGGUAAAA
Trifolium pratense (red clover) is the source of this 934-nucleotide messenger RNA. RefSeq lists its product as uncharacterized. The coding region runs from base 110 to 703 and encodes 197 amino acids. Lineage: Eukaryota; Viridiplantae; Streptophyta; Magnoliopsida; Fabales; Fabaceae. The transcript has a single exon. The record is from RefSeq and is a predicted model, not a curated record.